AUCCCCUUCUGGUGACCAGUUCUGACAUUGAGAGUAGCUUCUGGGCUGCCAUGGCGUAUGACCGCUGUGUGGCCACCUGCUGUCCUCCUCAGUACCCAGUCCUCGUGAGUGUGAAGGUCUGUGUUGGCCUGGUGACUGGGUCCUGGCUGUGUGGGCAGGUGACUUCGGUCACACACAUGGUGAUGGCCACCACACUCACUCUAUGUGGGCCCCACCAGAUCAGCCGCUUUCUCUGUGACACCCCAUUGCUCCUGAAGCUCUCCUGCUCAGACACCUCUGUCCACGAGUCUGCGCUCCACUUGGCCAGUGCCACCAUGGGCCUGAGGCCCUGCCUUUUCACUGCAGGCUCCUAUACACUCAUCAUGGCGGCCAUCCUCGGGAUGCCCUCUGCCCAGGGCAGGAGGAAGGCGUUCUCCACCUGUGUGUCCCACCUCACUGUUGUGGUGGUCUUCUAUGGAACAGCCAACUUCCACUAUGACAGGCCCAGAGAAGGCGACUCCCUGGACACGGACACCCUGGUCUCUGUGCUCUUCUGUGUGGUGACACCCAUGUUGAACCCCAUCAUUCACAGCCUGAGAAGCAAGGAGGUCCAGAGUGCCCUCAGGAAGCUGGCUGGGAGACAGAUUGUACAGUGA
Urocitellus parryii (Arctic ground squirrel) is the source of this 635-nucleotide messenger RNA. Lineage: Eukaryota; Metazoa; Chordata; Mammalia; Rodentia; Sciuridae. The record is from RefSeq and is a predicted model, not a curated record.